UCUAAAGUUAGUUUUGUUAGUUUGAAGUGAAGAGCAUGGCAUCUUUGGCAACUCUUGCUGCAGUACAGCCCACAACUGCCGUCAAUGGGCUAGCUGGAAGCUCCAUUAUUGGAACUAAGCUACAUGUUAAAUCAUCUCGCCUUAAUUUGAAGUCUACUAAAUCCAGGGCUGGUUCUGUGGUAGCAAAGUAUGGUGACAAGAGUGUAUACUUUGAUUUAGAGGACUUGGGCAACACCACUGGCCAGUGGGACUUGUAUGGUUCAGAUGCACCUUCGCCAUACAACUCCCUUCAGAGCAAGUUUUUCGAGACUUUUGCUGCUCCUUUCACUAAGAGAGGUCUGUUGCUCAAAUUCCUGAUAUUGGGAGGUGGCUCAACUCUUGCAUACUUCAGUUCAACUGCAUCAGGGGAUAUACUACCAAUCAAGAAAGGACCUCAACUUCCACCCAAGCUUGGGCCACGCGGAAAGAUCUAAUUCCUUUUCAAUCCAACUUUCUCAACCUUCAUUUUGUAAUUGAUGUAUCUGUCCCCAGCUUGUAAGUAUUCUUGAAGCCUACCUGAGACCUUUUGUUACAGAAGUUAAAUCUUAUUGCAAAGUUGGAGCAUUGCUUUCUAGCUUGUCGUCUUGUGACAUCGAGUGUUGAGAUGUUACUUUAAUUGGUUCAGGUAGGUGUCAAUGAAUAAUGAUUUUAAUUAAGCUUUGGCUAGAAAGUCGAUAAA
Messenger RNA from Nicotiana tabacum (common tobacco), 718 nucleotides. Its product is annotated as photosystem I reaction center subunit VI-2, chloroplastic. Gene Ontology annotation, biological process: photosynthesis. Gene Ontology annotation, cellular component: chloroplast thylakoid membrane; photosystem I; photosystem I reaction center. The record is from RefSeq and is a predicted model, not a curated record. Lineage: Eukaryota; Viridiplantae; Streptophyta; Magnoliopsida; Solanales; Solanaceae.